Danio aesculapii is the source of this 6021-nucleotide messenger RNA. It is a transcript of the gene rph3ab, whose product is annotated as rabphilin 3A homolog (mouse), b. Gene Ontology annotation, molecular function: small GTPase binding. The record is from RefSeq and is a predicted model, not a curated record. NCBI's taxonomy places the organism in Eukaryota, Metazoa, Chordata, Actinopteri, Cypriniformes, Danionidae. Gene Ontology annotation, biological process: intracellular protein transport. The transcript is spliced from 16 exons. Gene Ontology annotation, cellular component: membrane. The coding region runs from base 96 to 1874 and encodes 592 amino acids.
CUGACCUCACUCACAGCCCGCAUUGUUUGCAGACGUUUUCCUUCAACACCAGCGUAUUAUCACCAUCAUCAUCAUCAGCUUUCAGUGAUUUCACAAUGACAGACGCUGUGAUGGGCACAAAGGGUGUCCAUGUGCAGUCUGGCCCGUGUCUCGGUGCUGAGCUGACAGAUGAAGAGAAGGAGAUUAUUAACAAUGUUAUUGCCCGCGCCGAAAAAAUGGAGGCCAUGGAGCAGGAGAGGAUUGGGCGCCUGGUGAAUCGUCUGGAUAACAUGAAAAAGACAGUUUGUGGCGAUGGAGUGUCACGCUGCCUUUUAUGUGGAGAGCAGCUGGGCGGUGCAGGUGACAGAGCAGUGGUUUGUGAAGACUGUAAAAAGAACAUGUGCACCAAGUGUGGCGUGCAGACGAACACUCGGCCGCGGUCUGUGUGGCUCUGCAAGAUCUGCAGUGAACAGAGAGAGGUAUGGAAACGAUCUGGAGCCUGGUUCUUCAAAGGUCUCCCGAAGCAGUUUUUACCCUCACCAAUGCCCAUCUCCAAACCUAAAGACCGCAGUCCUCAUCAAACCCCUGCGGCUCCUCCAGUGACUAUGCAAACUCAAGCACCGGUCACAGCUCCAGAAGCAGCAGUGAAUCCACCGGUCAGCCCAAAACCACCCGUGGCACCCAAACCUGCUCAUCUCCAAACUCAGAGUUUCUCAGAGGACGGAGAUUCUGCGAGUCCCCAAAACACACCAGUGAUGAUGAAGAAGACUGUGAUUGUCCACGCGGCCAGACCGGUCUCUUCCAGCACAUUCCAGCCAGCAGCUGCUCUGGAGUCAGAGAGAGGAGUGUAUCCGCCGCUCAGCAGUGGAUCUGCAGACAGAGAAGAGCUCAAGUCUGUCAGUCCUCGGGUCGCUCAGCAUCAGAACGCGCCGUCAGUGGACGACGAUGAGGAAGCAAACAGCUACGACUCCGAUGAAGCCACAACUCUCGGAUCGCUGGAGUUCACUUUACUGUACGACCAGGGGAACAGCAGCCUCCACUGCAACAUCAUUAAAGCAAAGGGUUUAAAGCCAAUGGAUUCCAAUGGACUGGCGGAUCCAUAUGUUAAGCUUCAUCUGCUACCGGGUGCAAGCAAGUCGACUAAAUUACGCACCAAGACUCUACGCAACACUCGCAACCCGACCUGGAAUGAGACGCUGGUUUACCACGGCCUGACAGACGAGGACAUGCAGCGCAAAACCCUCAGAUUAUCUGUCUGUGAUGAAGAUAAGUUUGGCCACAAUGAGUUCAUCGGAGAGACCAGAGUUGCACUGAAAAAACUCAAGAUCAAUCAGAAGAAGAACUUUAAUAUAUGUCUAGAGAGGGUUGUUCAGACGAAACGAUCAUCAACUGCAGGAGGAGCACGAGGAAUCACUCUCUAUGAGGAUGAGACUGGGAAGGAUGGCAGUGAACUGGAGGAGAGAGGUCGUAUCCUCAUAUCUCUCAUGUACAGCACUCAGCUCGGACGGCUGAUUGUAGGGGUUGUUCGCUGUGUUCACUUAGCAGCAAUGGAUGCCAACGGCUACUCUGAUCCCUUUGUUAAAAUAUGUCUGAAACCAGAUAUGGGGAAGAAAGCGAAGAACAAAACCCAGAUAAAGAAGAAGACGCUCAACCCAGAGUUCAAUGAGGAAUUCAGCUAUGAAAUUAAGCAUGCAGAGCUGGCCAAAAAGACUCUUGACAUCUCAGUGUGGGACUACGACAUUGGCAAAUGCAAUGAUUAUAUAGGAGGCUGCCAGUUGGGUAUCACUGCCAAAGGUGAGCGUUUGAAGCACUGGUACGAAUGCCUUAAGAAUAAAGACAAGAAGAUCGAGCGUUGGCAUACUCUGCUGAACGAGAAUCACAUCUCCAGUGAUUAAGCUCCUAAAGCGUCCUGCAUGCCUUCGACAGUUUCACGUCCUUAAGUUGUACUCGGCCCAUCUGCCAACUACAUUCGCCUCAACUAACUGCAUAUCUCGGUCUGUACCGAUCUUGUUAUUGUCCGGCUGACACAUGAUAUGCUUUCAAGGAACAAAAUGUGAUGUCUGGAGCUCUUCUGUUCACUGUGAUCCACACGAAAUGACUAUAGGUUAGGAUUGAAGUGUAAAAGAACUGCACAAUUAUGUCACGUCACGUUCUCUUAUCUUUACCCAGUAGCAUUGUGUUUUGUUUUGAAUUAUAGUUUAAGAAUAGCUGUAAAGACUCCAAAUAGUUACCUUGUCGUGGGAAUGCGUUAUCAUGUCUCUCUUGUUAAAAAGCAUCAGAAAAAAAAUGAUUAAAAGAAAAGAGGCGGAUACAGAAUAUCAAAGCCCUUAUUUUAACCAGUCUGAGAAUGUUUACAUGCCAUAUAGAAUGUCAGGUAAAAUGAUUUCUUUUACACAAAGACAUUUAGCAGCUUACUUAAACACCUUUGAGAGCCGAUUUUCAUAGUUUUUGCAAACAAAUAUAGGCAAAAUAACAUGUAGGAAUGUUUACACAGCACAGAUAAGACGAAUUCCAAAGAAUGUUCGAGGGUGGGUUGCACCAUUAAGCAUUAAAUUAAACUAAGUUAAGAGAGAUUCGAAGAUUUGUUGACCUACUACUUUGUUUUUAAAUCAAGCUGUGAAUUAAAAUUCGAAAUGGAUAAACAAAUCAGGGAUUAGAAUUUUCAACUUUUAAUUCUCUACUGCACACUCUACUGCUGGAUGGGACUUAAUGAAAAUGAUAAUGGUUCGUUUGGGUUCAUUUUAUUUACAUUUUUUUGUACACCUGCCACAGAGGGUUUUUUUGUGUGUGUUGCAAUGUGAAACAAUAUGGAAGCCUGUUUCCGCCACUGAAUAAAAAAUAAAACAGAUUAUUGUGACUUAAUCUCAGAAUUGCAUGAUACAAACUCACAAUUCGGACUUUUUUCCCCACAUAGUUGUGAGAUUUAAAUUAAAAACGAUUAAGUCAGAAUUGCGAGAUAACUCAGAACUCUCAAUUCUGAGUUAUAAAGUCACAAUAACCUUUUUAUUUUUUAUUCAGAGGCAGCAACGGGCUUCCAUAAAACAAUGAUAUCAAAUUAGAUAGACAAUAAUUAAUACACUCCCAAAAGACAAAGCUAAGAUAAGCUAAUAUAUACAAAAUCACCUAAAUGACGUUUAAUUGUCGGGAAAUCAUUAAGUAGAAAUGGAAAUGUUAGUGUGUCGUGUCAUAUGUCGUGCAUCAUGAGAUUUCGCACCAAUUGGAAAUCCCAACACUGGUUUGCCCUCUCUUCUAUUUUGAACAUAAAUUGUGAACUAAUAAAUGCGAUAUCACCAAACACAAUGCCAGCAAAAACAUCCUUAAAAGUUACCCCCAGGCAAUAAUAAAAGAAGAGAAUUUCUGAUCAUGCAAAAUAAAAAACUAGUAAAAAUGAAUAAAAUAUGUAUCUCCUUUGAUGUUUUUUGAACAUUAUAAUUGGUUGCAAUCAUUUAAAAGACAUGCACUGAAAAUAGGGCUUAAACAAGGUGCUGUAGAAGGUUAAAUAUAAACCUGAAGUUUAAACCAGUAAUGGAGAAACUAGAAUAAAGUUAAUCUGUUAUAAAUUUAUUUAUUUAUUAAUUUAAGUGGAUUGAACAUAAAACAAUUAAGUUGUCCAAAAAAACCCACAAGAAUUAUGUGGUUUCCGCUCAUUUUAAUAAGUAGUUUGAACAAACAGCAAACUUUUUUGAGUCUGUCUGUCUGUCUCUCUCUCUCUCUCUCUCUCUCUCUAUCUAUCUAUCUAUCUAUCUAUCUAUCUAUCUAUCUAUCUAUCUAUCUAUCUAUCUAUCUAUCUAUCUAUCUAUCUAUCUAUCUAUCUAUCUAUCUGUCUGUCUGUCUGUCUGUCUGUCUGUCUGUCUGUCUGUCUGUCUGUCUGUCUGUCUGUCUAUCUAUCUAUCUAUCCAUCUAUCUAUCUAUCUGUCUGUCUGUCUGUCUGUCUGUCUGUCUAUCUGUCUUUAACAAAAAGUAGUGUGGUGCAACAGACCUUGAUUUACUCAACAUUUAAUCCUUUUUUGGUCCAACCUACCCUAACAGUCUAAACCAGAUCAUUAUGAAUAAUUUUAUGUGACUGUUUGACAAGAAUACAUAUAGACUUAGCUUAGAUAGUCUUAUAAUGAACACAGUUUUGUAACACAUUGCUUGGUACUGUAUGUCUGGUUUACAACAACAUUUCUAUGUGAGCACACUAUCCUGCAAAAACCCCUUCAAGCGUGCAUCUUAUUAGGGGUCUAUAAUGCGCAGAUAACACAAUUGCCUUGUGUGAAGAGAACCAUUAACAUGGGCUUCAAUGGACAAAUGAAAUUACAUCAUAAAAGACGAGGCUAAAAAUAAUCUAAUGGCUGUGAAGCAAGCCGAGUUCACUCGAAUUACUCACCCUGCAGUCCAAUCACAUGGGAAAAUUACAAGGGAAGCACAUUUACAAAGGAAUGACCUAAACAUUUCUAUUAUUUGCUGUUUUUAUGUCCAGCUCUUAUGCAUGAGAGUGUCUUCGAUCAAAGUGAAUACAAUUCUUUAAAAAAAAAAGCAUUUAAAAAUACGCUGGGGUGCACACAUUCAAUUUGUGUUGGGACAACAUGAAGGAAUUAAGUUAAAGAGAUAGUUCACCCAAAAAAUAAACAAUUUACUCACUGUGUACUCACCCUCAAGUGGUUACAAACAUUAGCUUCUUUAUUCUGUUGAAAACAAACUAAGUAUUUUGAAUGAAGCUGUAAACAUGUAACCAUUGACUUCCAUAGUAAGAAAAACAAAUACUAUGGAAGUCAAUGGUUACAGGUUUACAAACAUUUUUUUUUUCAAGAUAUCUUCUUUUGUGUUCAACAGGUAUUGAAAGAAGUAAAGUGCAAGUACAUUAUGACAGAAUUUUCAGUUUCAGUGAGUGAGCUAGCCCUUUAGCUUAUUAGUUUUUACAAUUUAAGUGGAUUGGACUUAAAACAAUUAAGCUGUCCUAAUUAACCGUCAAGAAGUGUGCCGCUCCAGCUUAUUUUAAAUAAGCAGUUUGAACAAAAAGCAAACAUCCUUUUUUGAGUGCUUAUAUGAAACUACUGUUUACCAACAAACACUUCAUAGGUGUCGACACUUCUGGGUUACACAGGAUUAUCUACAUUAUCAGCUGAAUUUGAGUUUUAAAAAAAAUACGCUUUUGAAGGAUUUUUGGACGUCAUUGCAAACUCAGGAUUUUAUACAGUAUACUAUUACUACUAUGUACUAUAAAUCACUGAUCAAAUAUUAAUGCCCAAUACACAAAAAGUUACAUGGUUGCCUUACAUUUUAAAGUUGAAUCAAAUUAAUCUUAUGGGUUAUUUUAACUUAAAUUACAUGAAACUGACUUAAACAGCUUGUACACUACAAAUAAUGCUCAGCUCUUUGGUCUUGUUUCUUGUCCAAAUUCUUAAGUCAAGAAGCUUUUUCCAGACAAGCAAAACAUAUUGUCUUUAAAUUUAAUGAGAUUUAUCCAACACAAUCUCACAAAAAUUCGUAACUUUUUGAUUUAGUGGCUAAUUCGUACGAAUUCGUACGAUCUAAUUCGUACAAUUUAGUACGAUUUGCUCAUCCGCCAAUGACUGUUGGGUUUAGCGGUGGGGUUAGGUGCCACGCCUCCUUUUUAAAAUCGUACAAUUUCGUACGACUGAUCUCGUACAAAUUCAUACGAAUUAGCCACUAAAUUGUCAAAACGUAAAAUACUUACGUUUUCUCGUGAGAUCAGGCUGGAUUUAUCCUAAAACAAGCAAAAUAAUCUGCCAAUGGGGUAAGCAAAAUAAUCUCAUGUCAAAAGGAAUAACAAGUUUGUUUCGCUUACCCCAUUGGCAGAUUAUUUUGCUUGUUUUUAGGAAAAACUCUCUUCAUUUUGACACAUUAUUAAGACAAUAGUGUACACUGGUCUAUAAAAUGCUUCUUCAUGUAAGAGUUUUAGAUAUUUGUACUUCAAACAAGACAAAACCGCAUUUUUGGUGUGUAAAACAGAUCAUUGUAUUACAGUAUAACCACAACACUGCUCAUAUCAGGCUUGUGUGAAGAACCUGGAAGUGUGGAUGCCUGUUGUUUGACAUC